Messenger RNA from Helianthus annuus (common sunflower), 1455 nucleotides. RefSeq lists its product as uncharacterized. Bases 128 to 1246 code for a protein of 372 amino acids. The record is from RefSeq and is a predicted model, not a curated record. The transcript is spliced from 3 exons. Lineage: Eukaryota; Viridiplantae; Streptophyta; Magnoliopsida; Asterales; Asteraceae.
UCCAUACACCAUCAUCUCCAUAAAGAUAUAUAUAUACAUACACACACACUACUACUUACUCCAUAACAACAUUCCAACUCAUCAUCUUCAUCUUCACACACUAAAAACACACAGUUCUGCAACAACAAUGGCAGCUCCAUUCAUAGAACCACAAUGCACUAUUCAACCUGCUCGCAGGCUCAAAGACUUCCUUCAAGACCAAAACCUCCCGUUCCCGCGCUCUCGCAAAUCCUCCAUCUCCGUCUUCCUCCACGCCGCCGUCAAAUACUCCUCCAUCCGUACCAUCUCCCGCCGUUUCUCCACCAAAAACCGCUCCACAUCACCUCUUCCGGAGCCUACAAUCACCAGAACAACCUCCGUAACCGUUAAGGACAUUCUCCGCUGGAAAUCCUUCCGAGAUCUGUCAGAUCCGGUUGAAUUUCACGCUCCUCCGGUGCCGGAUGUCUCACCGGAGUCUCCUCGUUGUACAACGUCCACCGGUUCGCCGAGGAGUAGUAGUAGUUGUAGCCGUAGCUGGUGCGAUAGUGAUUUCACCGUCGGUGAUUCGCCGGAAUGUUUCCGUACAUUCUCCGGUGAAUCGGAGGUUGUUGAUAAGAAGAAUUUUCACGUUAAUGUCGCCAGUGAAAGGAAGAACAGAGAUUUGAAGGAUCAAAUUGUGCUUGUGGAAAAUGAGGAACAACAAUUCAGUCCGAUUUCAGUGCUUGAUUUUGCACAGGAACAUGACGAAAUGUUCUCACAGUUUCAUCAAACCCUAGCUGAUAUGGAGAGAAGGAACACAAUGCUGAAGCAACAGAUCCAUAACUUUGAGAAUCUCAUUGAUGAUGUGAACAAACGUGUCGUAGUAGACGUAUUAGACGAUACUGAUUCGUUUGUUAUCGAAGAAAAGGCGAUUAGGUUAAUGGAACAUGUGAAAACAACAAGUUCUAUUGGAGAGUGGGACUUAAGUUUGGAUUGUUUGUUAUUAGAUUACUUUAGGGAUGAAUUGGUUACAAGUAAGCGAGUGAAGAACAAUGAGGAGUUAGAAUCUAGGGUUUUGAAUGUUGCGAAAAGUUGGGUGAAUGGGGAAGAUGACGGAUCGUUGGCGUGGGAGAUGGAAGGUAGAAGAGAAGUGUGCAUUAGAGAAAUGGACAAAGAAUUGAAUUGGAAAUGUUUUGAUGAUGAUCAAAAUGAGAUUGUGAUUGAGAUAGAGAAGAUCAUGCUUAAUCAAUUGUUAGACGAGUUAUCGAUUGAUCUUGUUAACGUUUAGAACAUACACAUAAGAUGAUAGGUUGGGUAUGAUUAGCGGAUGAGCAACCUCGUAUAUAGUGUUGUGGACCUCGGUAAUUUCUACGCGGAGAUAGAAUAGUGUAAAUUACAACGAGUUUUCGAAGUUUUUUUUUUACGACUUGAUGUAUGUUUAAUGAAUAAUGAUGUUCCAAUUCUUUUAUUAAAAUGGGAACCGAGAAAUAAGUACAA